AUGGCCGACAAGUGGGAAGAGCUCUUCAGAACUCUGGCGGAGAACACGCACUCCAUUACCCAGAUUCUGGAUGAGACGAAUGAGGGGGAUGAGUUGGAUGAGAAGUACAAGGAAAUCGAAGCUGCCCGCGAUGCAGUCGUGAAAGCCGCCAAGGAGGCACCAUCUGACAUCCCCGACUUCUACGAUGACGGAGCCCAGCUCGAACUCAGCAAUGCCGCAAACAUUCCCGUCACAGCCUGCGACAAGCUCGUCACCGCCCUGAACGAGAAGACCGACAUCUGGAAGGAAAAGCAGGAUCUCGGCAAGAUUGUCAAGGAGGUCGUACACACGAACUCGGAGGCUUUGAACAAGCCGUACCCAGCUGCCAACCCGAAUGCUCCAAAGAUCACAGGCCAAAUGAAGAAGGCAGAGGCGGAGAGCAACAGACUCGCAAAGGCGCAUGCUAAGCCUGCUGAUUCUUAG
Messenger RNA from Fulvia fulva, 462 nucleotides. RefSeq lists its product as uncharacterized. NCBI's taxonomy places the organism in Eukaryota, Fungi, Ascomycota, Dothideomycetes, Mycosphaerellales, Mycosphaerellaceae. Bases 1 to 462 code for a protein of 153 amino acids. The record is from RefSeq and is a predicted model, not a curated record. The transcript has 3 exons.